GGUCCGCCUCCCCCGCCAUGUUUUCAGGUCGAUUUAGGAACGAAAGGAGGAAACGUGCAGCUUUAGGGUGAAGAAAGGCUGAUGUAGUGAGACUUCUGUUUACUACGUCUGGAUUUCCAACCCUGUGGAUUUUGUGAAACGUUGCUCGAAGUUCAUCGUCGGAAAAUACGACAAGAGAAGUGCCUAGUUGAACUGAUUUGGGUGUUCAGUCAGGACAAGAGCCGCGAUCCAUGUUUCGUGAACAUUGGAACCCAAUAGUUUUUAUUGAAGAUCACAAACAGCUCAUCAUUGAACAUGGAAUCAGCUGGAUUGUGAACAAUCACAACAGAAAAUACCAGAACCCCAGGACCCACUGGUUUCACAGAAGACCAUAGCAAGCAGUGAGUUCCUCGACCCAAACCCUGGAGAGCCUGUACUCAGCAGAGCCGUUGGCGUACAACAAGGAACACAGCCAGAAUUAAAAUAACUCAGUUUCAUGUCUUGGCAGGAUCUUAAAAGAUCUCCCAGAGAAAACAGUCACUAGAUGUAUGGAGGAAAAGAAGGACAAACUAAAGCAAAAAUGUGUAGCUGAAUGGACAUUCAGUUUUCAGGAGGUUUUGCUACACCCUAGGAAGACAUGCUUGGAGGCUCAACAAAGGAUUCCUUUACCAAUUCAGUAACCUACUGAGUCUAAAAGCAAGCCAAUUCACAUAUUAAAAGAAUUCUGAUCCCAAAAGCCUAUUUUACACUCAGACCAAUAUUAAAUUUCAAAUGAGUGUUUAAAGUUUUUUUUUUAAAUAAAAUACACUCAAAGGCUCUGCAAAAAAUUUCUGGAAGAGUCCUCUCUCAGAAGAUGUUCUUCCCUUCCUCUCUUGGUUGUCAACCAUCCAGUGUCAAAGUAUUAGCUGACAGAGGAACCAAACCACUUACAAAUGACCAAAUAUGUGACUUUAUUGCUGCCAAGGUCGCAAAAUUUAGGUUGUCAAGAAAUAAUGCCCUGUUCACCAACAGAACUCCUGCGCAAACUGACUUCCUGCUCCAACCUGAAUCCAGCACAUCACAUUCCACCUUUAUUGUAUCCCCCCCCAAGACCUCCACCUCUGGCAACGACAAUGAACAUGAGCAAAGUUCUAACCCAACUGCCUUUCAGCGGCACACUGUCACAGUUGGACAAGGGCGUAAAGAAGACAGUUUGAGGACUGCAAAAUCAAGUUCUGAGGCAACUCCCCAGUCUGAUAAGAAAGUUUUCCAUCAAGCAUCUAGGAACCUGUGUACACCUGGCUUGGAGUUGCCAUGGAGCUGCCCAUAUUUCCACCAUCUGUUCGUUAUGAUACUUCUGAACCUACACUAGGAUUUUGUACAUGAGGCUCCUGUGUAUUAAUUUCCGAAGAAGAUUCACAAAACCUGUCAGGCCUUGCUUCCACUUGUGAGAAGGAUGACCAUAGCCCCAUGGUUCUCACCACCACUUGUGCCGGUUCCUAUAAUAAACUCUUAAAGGAGUCUGGUCUAACACCCACCGGCGGCUCAUCACAAAAAGACAAUAAGACUUUAAGUGACAAAGGUGGACAGACUAAGGUUUGUUGUGGUCUUGAAUGCUUCCAGCAGAAGAAAGGGGAUGCAAACAAAGAGAAGAAAGUGGUUGGUGGGGAAGGAGUGGCAGCCACAUCAAGGUCAAAUACAAUCAAAGAUGAGCCGAGUAAAGGUCAACAAGAUUCACACCUUACUUUAAAAAAUCAGUCUGUACAUUUCUUGCCAACAUUAUCAGCUAAUAAAACUGAUAGAGCAGACUCACCAGGUUCACACCAACAGAACUAUCAAGCACAAAGCAACACUGAUGGAACACCAGGUUUCCCAAUUCUAAUGGAUUUCCAGUAUGAUAAUAUUUUGGAUGUAGAAGAGCCAUUGAUGUUGACCACAAAGUUAGAACAAUAUGACGAUAUAAGUGAAGAUGAGAAUCAUUUUAGUAGAAAACAGGCUGGGAUGAUGGGAUAUACCCCACCUGUUUUAUCCGAGGCCAGCAGUAAAACAGUAGAAAACAUGCAAGGUGAGACUUUGAUCCAGUCUGGUUUUCAUGAGGAACUCAUACCAAACAAUAAAACAACACCAAAGUUAGACACAUUUGACGAUACAGAGAUCCACUCUUGUCAGUGUUCUGUUGAAACCACUAAUGAUUUGGAACAUCAUUUGUGUCCUAAGGGUGGUGAGAGGAGGAAUCACUUAUAUGACCCCUGCUCUGUUUUGAAUGAUGAAGUUGACAAUCAGUCUGAUGAGCAGGGGGAAGAAAGUGAGAACGAUGACUGGGAAGUGAUACCUGUAAGCAUAUUAGACCUUAAAUUUGAACCUGCCUCAGAAGAUGUGGUGCAAGGUGACUGUGAGUACGGACAAAAAGUACACCAAGGUGACCUAAGUGCAAGACAAAGUUUUGCUCUAAAGCCGGUACCAGCAUCUGCAUUUUCUAAGAUUGCUGUCUUUGACACGCCUGACGAUCAAGAACAAGCCAUCAGAUUUGGACAGCUUUCCUUUGUUGUGCCCUCCUGUGGCAGUCCUAAAGGAAAACCACAAAUGGACAGAAAAGAGUUAGGUUCCGAGUCUGAAGACAGUUGUGACACUGACAACAGUUCUACUUACUCAUCUGGUCCGGAAUGCAACUAUAUGACUGCGCCUAAGGAGCUGUUUAAGAGUUUUUAUAUACCUGUCCCAAGAAUGACUGAUCACUGUGUGCCAGACAAAGUGGACCCACAAACACCUCCUGGUCUUGAAAAAGUUCAAAACAUCAGUCCAGAUGAUUGUAUAAUUAGCCUUCUUGAUUCUGAUGAGGAAUUUGAUACACACUUCGAGACAAAAAGGAAGAAACGAUUGUCUCAAACGCCUGAGAACUUGGUUCUCCCUGGUUACAAACAACUAUUGGCUUCUCUAGAAAGCGAGGACAGUGAGUCAGAAGAAUGUGUGCUUGUUGAAGAUGAGGUCUCCAAACAAAAUGAUAAAAAUGUGAUUAUAUUGUCUGACUCGGAUGAUGAAGGCAGGGAAAACUACAAACAGGCAAAGAACAUUGUUACUGCAGACUCCGUAGAAUGUGGCAGAGCAGGUUCUCUUAGACAAUCAAGGAACACAGCAACUCCUGAAGAACCACCCCCUGUACUAAGACCGGGUUCAGUAGGCUUGUCUGAGCCCCAACACAUGUCCAAACCUGAGCAUCACAAGCAAAAGAUCAGCAUGCCAAGAGUGAGUUCCCAACAGUCUGACAGUCCCCUAAUAGAAGAUCUCACAAAACAGAGCGAGGUUGUCUCAUUAGAAGCAGAAGGUGGUGUUUUUCCAAAUGAUGCUGCAAAUGUUUUGGUCCCUCAAAGAAAAAAAUGGGAAAUGGCUCCAAGCAACCUAAAGCUCUCAUUAAAGGCAGACAACACAGUAACCUCUACAGUAAUUCCUCGCAUGUAUGUUAAUGAAUCUACAUCAGAUGAGCGACUAACACUUGUCAGUGAAUCUAGACACCCCAGGCAAGAUCCAUGUGAAACCAUGUCAAUGGUAAAGUCCUCCCCUGUAACCUCUACAAAUAUCCCGUUGAAAGAGAAGUUGCAGCUCUUUAUGAGAGACAGAUCUGUCUCCAUCCCUAAUGCUACAAAUGAAACCCAGAGGAGCUCAUUUAGACGCAUGAUGCAUGCAUCGACAUCCCAAUAUCAGAGGUCUUACUCUACCGACAGCCCUUCAACUCUGGAUCAUCCCUUCACUCCUACAAAGUUGCCAUCAGUCUUAGCUCCUGUGCAGUCCAUGCAAGGCACCAGCCAUGCAAGGAACAAAGUGUUCAGUGACUGGCAAAGACAGCACGUCCCCCUGCGUAGGGAGAAGAAAACAAAAAAUGGGACAAAGGGCUCAAGACGUCCUCUCUAGACUUGAACAGAUGUCAAAUGUUAAAUCAACACGGUGCACAUCCAACAGUGAGUGUUUCCCAGGUUAUACUAUACCUUAUAUAAGCAAGCCUGAGAAGAAGUGUAGAUCCUACCAACUGAUUGCUGUUACUCCUAGUGUGGCAUGUUAUAUAUAUAUAUAUAUAUAUUUUUUUUUCUUAAUUAAAUGUUUAGCAUUAAUUUGCGAGACACAUCACAUACGUGUUAUCUGUUUUAUCAGUCUCAUCAAUAUAUUGUGCACAUUUCUUAAGCAAAUGACUGCCCACUGUUCAGUUAUUUUUUUUUUUCCCUUGUACAUUUUUUUUAUUUCAAACUUGAUGUAAAUUUGUAGCUGCCUCACUCUGCUGUGCUUGUAUUCUCCCACUGGGUAAGCUGGCAGUAAAACAUUGUAUUUCUCAAUAAUGCUCUGUUGUUGAGGAUUUUGUGUUUCACACAGCUAAGCCAAUCAGCAAACAGGACCACAACAACUGAAACCUGGAGAAUAAAAGUUGUCUGUCCCCACGUU
This is a messenger RNA of Girardinichthys multiradiatus, 4386 nucleotides long. RefSeq lists its product as uncharacterized. Bases 1429 to 3864 code for a protein of 811 amino acids. The transcript has 4 exons. NCBI's taxonomy places the organism in Eukaryota, Metazoa, Chordata, Actinopteri, Cyprinodontiformes, Goodeidae. The record is from RefSeq and is a predicted model, not a curated record.